Molecule: messenger RNA, 3325 nt
Organism: Xiphophorus hellerii (green swordtail)
Lineage: Eukaryota; Metazoa; Chordata; Actinopteri; Cyprinodontiformes; Poeciliidae
Gene: adpgk2
Product: ADP-dependent glucokinase 2
Exons: 7
Coding region: 60-1541 (493 amino acids)
Biological process (GO): glucose metabolic process
Cellular component (GO): endoplasmic reticulum
Molecular function (GO): ADP-specific glucokinase activity
Source: RefSeq, a predicted model, not a curated record
GGCGGGGUGUGUUUGUUCAGUCAGCCAGCCAGCGCCGCCGCAGGCAGCAGGAGCGGGCGAUGAUGGAGGGGGGAAGCAGGCUUCCGUUGAUGAAGUAUGGAUCUGUUCUGUCCCUUUUCGUGGUUCUGUUAGCCAUCUGGUUCCGUUCACCGCAGAACACGGUGCUUGACGACCGGCUGGACACGGUGCUUUCGUCUCUGCUCCGGGCUGAGAGGAAAGUCGGGGUUAAUGACGCCAGACCCAGAGUGGCAGUUGGUUUUGGUGGCUGCGUCGACCUUAUAGUAGACGGCGUGUCGUUCCUAAAUAAGAUAGGCCUCUCUCACACAGACCAGCCAUUGCAUUAUGACUAUCUGGAAAAUGCUGAACAACUGGCUCAGAGCUUUGCCUACUUCUUUGCGCCAGGAGCUGCUGCAGAGCGUUUUAUGAUUAAUGAAACCCUCUUCAGUGAGCUGGUGGACGGCGCCCGUGACUUACCUGGAAACAGGUGGUCCAUAGGUGGCAAUGCUCCUGUGAUGGCUGGUCGCAUGGCAACAGAGGGAUGUGACGUGUUGUUAGGGGGAAGUUUCAGCACCGAUUUCACUGAAGUUUUGUCCCAGCACAUUACAGUGGCUGGUAAAGUGAUAGAAGAGCCAGACAUACAUCUGAUCCUUGAAUAUUCAUCUGGUUCCAGCUGGGGGACGUACACCUCACGUAGAGCAAACAGAUAUAUCAUUCACAGUGAUGCUCAUAACCCCUACUUGGACUCUUUGGAAGAGUUUGCUGAGAAACUGGAAGGCUUCAAACCUGAUCUGCUGGUGGUGGGAGGGCUUCAGAUGAUGGACAACUUCCCCUUUAAUACAGGUGAGCGAGAGGCGGUCCUCUCCCGGCUGGCCGACCUGCUGACCUCCUCGUCGCCUCAGAUCGGCAUCCAUUUUGAGAUGGCAAGUUUUGUGGACGAGAAUAUAGUAGACGACCUUCUUCACCAUGUCAUCCCUCAUGCAGACUCUUUAGGCAUGAAUGAACAAGAACUCCCCAAUCUUCUCAGCCUACUCAAAGGCUCCAACAUCACGGUGCUGUCGGACCCAAACCCUCGCGUAGCGACCGUCCUCGACCAGAUGAGGGAGGUUUACCGCAUCCUCAACCAGCGCUACCAGGCUGCUAGCUCAGGCGGCGCCACCAGUGGCGGUAAAUCGAAGGGUAAGCCUCUGACUCGCCUCCAUGUCCACACUCUGGCCUUCCAGGCCAUGAUUGUGACACGCGGCUCUCAGUGGAAGAACACCAUGUCCGCCACCGCCAAGGCCUCGCUCACGGCGAACCGUCACGUCUGCGGCUCAAACGACAUCGACCUGAGCAAAGCCAGGCUCAUUAUGGACGACUCGUUCUCCGUCAGCCACCGCGAGGGCAGCCAGCGCAUCCCGCUGCUGGAGAGCCGGCCGGUCAGCUGCUGGGAUGAGGACGACUACCAGAUCUGCGUGGCGCCGGUGCUGGUGUGCACCGACGUUUAUCAGACUGCGGGUGGAGGGGACAACGUCUCUGCUGCCGGCUUGGUACUGCAGAUUUAAAGAGGGACACCAGAUCGUCCUUUUUACUCUCGAGUCUCGGUGUGUUGCACCCGAUCCUUCAGGUACUGACAUGGCUGCACGGCUAACACUAUCAUUAAAUUUGCAGCUCUGGGCCCAAACUGAGAAUCAUAAAGUCAUUGUUAUUACUUCAGAGUCGGAUCAUGCAUAUUUCAUAGAGUUGACUCUGUUCUAACUUUCACAAGACAUGCAAUAGAAAAUCAUAAAAUGUUAAAUUGUAGUUUUCUUUCUAAUCCAACUGGAUUUUCUUUAGUUUCAGGACAGUCUCAUUGAUUCACUGUCACUGAAACUUAGUAGCUACAAUUUUUCGUUUUAGAUAAUUUUUAACAAUAAAACAUUUCUAAAACACUCUGAUAAAUCUGUUUCAUCAUCCGACUCUGGUGAUUUUAAUGAUUUGUCCUAUCAUUUCUCUGAGGCCUUAAAAAAACUUGACACUUGUUCUGGAUGAGACAAAGAGGUUUAGAUGUGAUCAGAUGUUUGUGUUGCACCACUCAGCUUUUGUUAUGAUUUUUGACCAAGAUUUGCACACGCAUCUUUUGUAGGAUCAGUUGUAUUUGUAUUUCAACCUUGAGCGCAGCUAUGCAGUUAAGAAUCUGAAAUAAUUAAAUCUUCUGUUUCUUUGCAGGAUGUGAAUUACAAAUGCCUCACUUGCCUUUUAGCAAAUAAUUUAUUCUGUAGAAACGGCGAGUUUUGAGUGAAAACCUGCUGGAUUCAAACCGUUGAUUCCUCUUCUCUCUGCUUCCUCAGUCUCUGAGGUAAAACGCUCCCGUUGCUCCCUGCAUAUAUGAAAAUUGUGGUUUUGGUAUGUUUGUGUUUGGACUUGUAAUUUGUCUGUAGUUCAGUUGCAGUGAAAUAAUGCAAAAAUAAUUGUGGAGUCACGUUUGGUUUCUAGAUGUAAUGACUUUCUCUGUAGCUCCAUGCUCUUUUAGUUUUACCCCUCCGUCACUUUAUUUAUGGACCAAAUCUCUCCUUGCAGUUCUGGAUUAAGCAGCUCAUCAUAGUUAUGUUUGAGGUUUAAUGGGACAUUAUAAUAUGUAUAAAUGACAUCAGUGGACCAUUCAUAAAAUAUGUAUUUAUAUGUCUAGUUUCCAUCUGGCAUUGGAUGUUCUCAACUUCUUCCUCUUUUUGUUUGGGAAAAUUACAUUACAUUUAUUUUGUUUUUAUUUACUAAUGCAACUGAACUGUAAUUGACAUGAAGCCAACUCUAUUUUCUCACUAUGUAGAAAUCAAACAUUCCUGCUGCUGCUGUUUGUUCUCCUCUCAGAUUGAAAUGUGUUUCAUCCCUAUGUCUUUACAUAAAGUUUCUUUUCUUGGUAAAAAUUAAUUCAUUUUUUUUUUUUUUGCAAAAACCACUUUAUAUGUGCAACACAUGAUUUUGUUACAUAGUAUGAGGUCAGAAAUUCAGGAAAAUGUGGAAAUCUCUUUAAAUCUUGUGUAUUUGUUUUGCUUGUAAUUGGUGAAUCUGAGGGUAAAUGAGCCUUAUUCUGUUUUUACUGUUGGUGUUUCAUAAAAUCAGGAUGUUUUUUACAGCCUGUUUCUGUGGAUUUCUGUUUGAAGUGUAUGUAUUUGUCUUAAACUGUGAUUUAAAUGCUAAUCUGGCAGUGGAUGGAAACACUGCAGCAUGCUCAGUGAGGGAACCGUUUGUUUGUCUGGGCACUUAUCUACGCGUUGGAUAAGUGGAUCAUUCAUGUGUGUUCUGCAGCUGUGUAACUGUUUCAUGCAUGUUGAGUCAUUGCAGAAUCAUCUGAUAAAAUGCUGAUCAGCAA